ACAUAAAUUGGUUUUAAAUUACAAUGGAUUCCAUAAAAGAGCCCGGAUUGGGGUUAUUGGAUGUCACAUAUCCCAUUGCUGUUAAAUAUUGCGGUAAUUGUUCAAUGCCCAUUGAGUAUUGUGAGUUUUAUUCAGAGUAUGACAAGUGCAAGGAAUGGCUGGCCAAAAACUAUCCAGAGGACUAUGAAAAAUUAAAACUGCGCGAGGCUCAGGAGGGUGCCGACGCCAAUGAUGGUGAGAAAAAGCGUCAGAAACGUGGCGGCAAGGGAUUGAUACGUGUCAAGAAGGAGAGCUUAGAUGAUGAUGCACCCAAACGCAUUUGCCUGUCGUGCGCAACGCGUGGCAAAAAUAAACGGGUGACCAUUGUGGCUGGAAUGGGAGCAUUCAAAAUCGAUCUGCGUGCUGCAGCCAAAUUCUUUGGCAGUAAAUUUGCCUGUGGAUCCUCAGUGACAAGCGAGAAUGAGAUUGUUAUACAAGGCGAUGUUAAGGAAGUACUGUUCAACGUUAUACCAGAGAAAUGGGAGGAGAUCCCAAGGGACGUCAUUGAGGAUUGUGACGAUGGCAAGAAGAGUCAUCAGAAUUAGUACCAAAACCAAGAAUCUAUAUAUUCACAACAAGAAUUUCGUUUUCAAGUUAAGACAGCAGCAUCACAAGGAAUUUAAUAUGUAAUAGCUCAGUUUUACAUUAAACGCAUUAACACUGCAGGUCCUAAA
Drosophila innubila is the source of this 713-nucleotide messenger RNA. RefSeq names its product density-regulated protein homolog. Gene Ontology annotation, biological process: formation of translation preinitiation complex; translation reinitiation. The record is from RefSeq and is a predicted model, not a curated record. Lineage: Eukaryota; Metazoa; Arthropoda; Insecta; Diptera; Drosophilidae. The coding region runs from base 24 to 584 and encodes 186 amino acids. Gene Ontology annotation, molecular function: translation initiation factor activity; mRNA binding. The transcript has a single exon.